GAAAUGUCAUAAUAAAAUUGCAGUUUUGCUGUGCUAAUUUUCUUUGUUUGGAAAAUCAAUUCUAAUUAUAAUAGAAAUAACUAUCACUAACGACAAGAUAGACCAAAUUAUUACGAUAAUUACUAGUUUAAUUUACCAUCAGUGGACAUUUUGAUUAAAUGACGCAAUUGCGGAAGUAGAUCAAAGAUGAGCGAUUCGAAAUCUUUCGUGAAUUUCUCCUGCCAGCGAUGUCUUCAGCCUUUAAAGUUAGAUGAGUCUCUGAACAAUUUGGGGGAGCAUACAAUUGCAGAUUUGACGCUGCAGAUUCGUCGCAAUAAUGAGACGGACUUGGAUAUGCAAUCAUCGAGCUUGGAGCAUUAUGUGCCCCCGUUUCGUAUGUCUGAGUCGGGGAAUGGAGCUAACGGGUUUAUGGUGAUAUCGGAUGGUUGGGAAACUACCUCAGUAGGCCAUCAGUUGCACGUUAAAGCGACAUUGUUUGACUGCUUAUCAAACAAUUCUGAUGUGGAUCAUCCACUGUGCGAUGAAUGUACGGACACGCUUCUAGAGCUUAUGGACAACCAGUUGAGAUCAACUGAAGCGGAAUGGAAAGACUAUAACGACUAUUUAAAAAAGCUAGAGAAUGAUAAGGAAGAUUUAAACUUGGAAGGACUUGAGAAAGAACUCGAAGACAUGAAGCAGGAACAAGACAGGCUUUUAAAAGAGUUAUCUUCUUUACAGAAAGAAGAAAAGGCUAUGAAAGAUGAAAUUGAGAUUCAAGAGAAGGAGAAAGAGAGAUUGGAAAAAGAACAGGAUGUCUAUUGGAGGGAAUAUACGAGAUAUCGUAAAGAUUUGAUGAUUACUGAAGAUCAGAUGAAGUUUUACGAAUGUCAGCUCGCUUAUACUCAAACUCAGCUGGAAAAGCUUAAAAAGACGAAUAUUUUCAAAGCAACAUUCCAUAUUUCGGAUUCAGGGCAAUUCGGCAUUAUAAAUAACUUUAGACUUGGACGAUUACCUACAGCUCCCGUGGACUGGUCAGAAAUUAAUGCAGCUUGGGGCCAAACUGUGUUACUACUCUCGUCCUUAGCCAAGAAAAUAAAUUUCUGCUUUCAGCGAUACCGUCUUGUGCCAUUCGGGAACCACUCUUACAUAGAAGUAUUAGAAGAUCAGAAGGUGUUACCGUUAUAUGGUUCUGGCGGCUUCCGGUUUCUAUGGGACACGAAAUUUGAUGCCGCAAUGGUUGCUUUUCUGGAUUGCUUGCAACAAUUUAAGGAACAAGUUGAAAAAGGAAAUACGGGCUUUUGUCUUCCGUACCGAAUAGAUAAAGGGAAGAUUGAGGACACAGCAUCUCCGCCUCAUGCGUAUUCUAUCAAAAUACAGUUUAACUCGGAGGAACAUUGGACGAAGGCUUUGAAAUAUAUGCUGACGAAUUUAAAAUGGGCGUUGACAUGGAUAUCGUCUCAGUUUAGCGAGGAUAAAAUAGAACAUCAAUAGUACCUUAAUUCACUGUGAUAUUAGCCUGUAUUGUACAUUUUAGUGAAUAAAUGUUACAUAAUAUUGUUGUUUUGGACUUUUGGUACAGUUCACAUUAUAUUGUCAACUGCCAGAAGUGGAUUGUUGUAUGAUUGAUCUAUAUUAUAGAUUGUAUAAAGUAAAAAUUUUGCUCAUUGGCAGAUCAUUCAGAUUAAACUUCGGAAAUUGUUAUUUCUAGGCCUCAACUGUCUCAGCAUAACUAAAAUAUGUGACUUGCAUACUUUCAGCCAUGUUUCGUUUUAAUUGAUUUUUUAUUGCUAUUCCAAAAUGUAGUAUAUAAUUAACUCCUAUGUGUAUAUUGUAAAUAAUCAGUGUAAGUUGAAGCAUAAUUAGAUAUUCAAUUUUGAGAUUGACAGCAAAUGUGGGUAGUUGACUUGUUGUUAACCGUUUCGGUGUUGAUGACACGCCUGCCGUGUCAUCAAUGUUUUUAACCUGUGGCGUAUGACACGACAGGCGUGCCAUCAUAUUCUAUGGCGCAAGGCAUGGCUGCCGUGUCAUGAAGUGAUUGUUCCGCGCCACAGCCAAAAGUUUUCGAAAAUGGAAGACGCAACUAACCGGUUAAGACAGAAAUGGUUGAGAAUUGCCUUUGAUUGAACAUGUAAUAUCAUUAUGAACAUUAUUUAGCUGUGACUAUUGUAAGAGGCUUGUUAUGAAAAUAAAUAAAUAUCAAAUACUAA
Cydia fagiglandana is the source of this 2186-nucleotide messenger RNA. It is a transcript of the gene Atg6, whose product is annotated as beclin-1-like protein. Gene Ontology annotation, cellular component: phosphatidylinositol 3-kinase complex, class III, type II; phagophore assembly site; phosphatidylinositol 3-kinase complex, class III, type I. The transcript has a single exon. The record is from RefSeq and is a predicted model, not a curated record. Gene Ontology annotation, biological process: autophagy; cellular response to nitrogen starvation; autophagosome assembly. Bases 187 to 1470 code for a protein of 427 amino acids. NCBI's taxonomy places the organism in Eukaryota, Metazoa, Arthropoda, Insecta, Lepidoptera, Tortricidae.